AUGAAAAUACCUGAAAAUCCGUACUACGGGAACAAUGAGAACACUCAGUGGCAGCCAAACGGAGUUAUCAUAGACAGCGGGGUCGGCGGUGGCGUGGUGGGCAGCGGAGACGCGGGCGCCCGGCCCGUGUACCCUGUACAUAUACCGAGGCAUAUUCCUGGUGGGUAUGUAAUGACUAAUGCCUACUACCCGCCAUAUGUCGCGCCCCCCCCAGUGCCUGAUGAUUUCGAAGAUUAUAUGUGGAUGGAAAAUGAAGAGGAAUUUGAUAAACAGGUCAUGCAGCAGUUAGAAGAGGAAGCAUUAAUGGAGCAAUGUAUAGAAGCUAUGUUAGAAGAUGAACAGAGGGAAAGACAUAGAACUGUUUCCAACGGACAUUGUGCAACAACAAGUAGUGGGUCCUGUAACUUGUCAUUGGAGGAGACUGUGUCCAGAUCCACAUUGAACCCGCUGGCCGCUGAGUUUGUACCCAGUGGGAUUGCACAGACCAACACACAUACAGAAGAAAAACAAGAAAAUCCAGAAGUAAGACAAGAUGUUAAAACAGAUGAAGAAAAUGUUAAACAAGUUGAGGCUGUAGUGGAUAAUGUAAUAGAAAAUAAAGAAGAAGCGAACCAAAAGCAACCAACUGACAUACCAGAUAACCCACCGGAAGUGUCGGAAGAGAAGAAAACAAAACCGGAAGUCAAAUCAAAAACGAAAAAUAUAUCAAAAUCUGACACAAAGGUUGCUGUAAAGAGAUCGACUAAGAAUGAACGGACAGAUGAGAACUUAGCUGAUGUAAAGCCACCAACAGAAGAAUCCGGUUUCAAACCAAUAAACUACGCGGCGGCAGCGAAAGCCAACAAACCCAAGAAACCAGAGCAGGACAAACCUAAAUCCGACAAACCGGCAGAGAAACCAAAAUCUGAUAAACCAGCAGAGAAACCGAAAUCCGAAAAACCAGUCAAACCAGCGGAUAAGGAAAAGAAACCGCUGAAAGAUAAACCAAAAGUCAAAACAGAUAAACCCGUUCAAAGGAAGAACUCUGCUAAAUAA
Molecule: messenger RNA, 1035 nt
Organism: Danaus chrysippus (African queen)
Lineage: Eukaryota; Metazoa; Arthropoda; Insecta; Lepidoptera; Nymphalidae
Source: the annotation of a GenBank genome assembly